This is a messenger RNA of Paramecium primaurelia, 1235 nucleotides long. The record is from the annotation of a GenBank genome assembly. NCBI's taxonomy places the organism in Eukaryota, Ciliophora, Oligohymenophorea, Peniculida, Parameciidae.
AUUAUUAUUUAUGUUUUUAAAUUGUUAUCAAUCCCCAAUUUUUGAAGUCUAUAAUUCAAAAGAUGCUAAGAAUUCUAAUGGAAAUAAAGAAAAACUUAAACAUUACUCUAAAUUGAUAGAUCUUUAAUCUUCUGUUUAUGAAUAUAACUCAGUCUUAAAAAGUAAAGAUUAAAUUCAUUACAGCAUACCUAUUAAUGACAAAAUAAGUUAAAUUGCCGCAUGGAAAGGAUUCUGAAUUAUCUUUAGUUCAUCCUAUUAUAGGAAUUCAAGGAUAAUUUAAAGAUUCUAUACAUCUUGAAUUAUUUGUAGUUGAUACUAAAUCUACAAGAAGAAGAAUAAUUUUGAAUUCUUUAAAAAAAAGUGAAUGUAAACCAUUUUUUAUCUCUUAUCCCUUAUAAUCAUAGUCAAUCUAUAAUAAUUGGGUGACCAUAUUAAUUAAUAUGCCUUCAUUUAUAUCCUAAUUCAAAGGAUCUAGUUAUAGAAGUUUGGAAUCAAUAUUAAUUUAGAGUUCUUGUUAUAUAAGAAGAAUUUUUACUAUGCAAAAUUAUAAUGAAUAAUUAUUGUCAUAGUUUUAAUUCCCAAUUGAAUCUAAUCCUAAAAGUUAUUUGAUUUCAUUUUAAAAUGAAUAAGAAUUAUUUGUAGAUAAUAAUCAAGAAUAAUAAUUGAAUGCUAAUGCACUUAAAUAAGCUAAACUUAAAUAGAUAUAAUAUGAUAUUCCUAAAGUAUAAAAGUUAACUUUAAACCCAUAAAAAAUUCAAGAACAUUAAUAUAAGAAUAGCUCAACUGAAUGUGAAACAAAAAUAAAGAGUAAAUUAUAGAAAUAAGAAAAAUAAAAUAAAGAAAAUGAAUUUUUAGAUAUAUCUUUAAAUGUUGAUAAAAAAUAAAAGAUUUUGGAGAAUGAUGAAAUUGAUUUAAAAAAUAUUGAUGAAUUAAUUAAAAUUAUAGAAUAAGAUAACAAUUAAUAAAAAACAAAAGAAAUUGUAAAAAAUAAAGAAUAAAAUGAAGAAGGAGAUUUACUUAAUAUUAUUAAUGCAAUUAAUGCUAUUGAAAACUAAGGAAGUUCUAAAUAGGAAAUUACAAUAAAAAAUCCAAUCGGAUGUACUACGAUUACAAAAUAAGGAAAUACCACAUUAAUAUUAGAGAAUAGGAAGGAAUAAGAAAACUUUGUAAAAAUAAUAUAUGACCCAAUAUUAAACUGUUAUUUUGAUCCAACCACAAACAAAUGUUAUGUAUGA